Phytophthora nicotianae INRA-310 is the source of this 365-nucleotide messenger RNA. RefSeq lists its product as hypothetical. The transcript has a single exon. The record is from RefSeq and is a predicted model, not a curated record. The annotation marks the transcript as partial. Lineage: Eukaryota; Oomycota; Peronosporomycetes; Peronosporales; Peronosporaceae.
AGGUAUCGCGAGAAGAUGACAGAGCCUACAGCCCACCUCUUCCCCCAACAGAAGCACAGUACAUGACAAGUCAUAUGUGUUUGGACGCCGAAGUUUUGAAGGACUUGUGGUUAACUCACACUAAAAUACUCUCUAGGUUGUGUCUUGGACAGAUGAAGGAUACUAAAUGUGAUCGUGUUUUCCGCAUUGAUCACUCACAAAAGUUCUGUAGUAAGCUGAAGGUGUAUGGUGCUGAUGGCAGUAAAGAACAGUCGGCAAGCAUUCGAAUGUUGCUGCUAGUACAAAACGAGGUAGGUCAAAUAAUGGGAAGAACACUAACUAAAUCGGAAAAUCAUGUCGAGACGGAAACCCUUUUGCAAAGUCUC